AUGGCCAGCUCAUCUCUGCCCACCCUGGUGCCCAUCGGCCCCGACUGCCUGCGCCCCUUCACCCGGGAGUCCCUGGCAGCCAUAGAACGGCGGGCAGCGGAGGAGGAGGCCCGGCUGCAGCGGAACAAGCAGAUGGAGAUUGAGGAGCCCGAACAGAAGCCACGCAGUGACCUGGAGGCCGGCAAGAACCUGCCCCUCAUCUAUGGGGACCCCCCGCCGGAGGUCAUCGGCAUCCCCUUGGAGGACCUGGAUCCCUACUACAGUGACAAGAAGACCUUCAUCGUGCUCAACAAGGGCAAGUCCAUCUUCCGCUUCUCCGCCACGCCUGCCCUCUACAUGCUGAGCCCCUUUAGCAUCGUCAGGCGUGGCGCCAUCAAGGUGCUAAUCCACUCGCUCUUCAGCAUGUUCAUCAUGAUCACCAUCCUGACCAACUGUGUGUUCAUGACCAUGAGUGACCCGCCUUCCUGGUCCAAGGACGUGGAGUACACCUUCACAGGGAUCUACACCUUUGAGUCCCUCAUCAAGAUGCUGGCCAGGGGUUUCUGCAUCGAUGACUUCACAUUCCUCCGUGACCCCUGGAACUGGCUGGACUUCAGUGUCAUCACGAUGGCGUACGUGACAGAGUUUGUGGACUUGGGCAACAUCUCAGCUCUAAGGACCUUCCGGGUGCUGCGGGCCCUGAAAACCAUCACCGUCAUCCCAGGGCUGAAGACGAUUGUGGGGGCCCUGAUCCAGUCCGUGAAAAAGCUGUCGGACGUAAUGAUCCUCACCGUCUUCUGUCUGAGCGUCUUUGCCCUGGUCGGGCUGCAGCUCUUCAUGGGCAACCUGCGGCAGAAGUGCGUGCGCUGGCCCCCGCCCUUCAACGACACCAACACCACGUGGUACGGCAACGACACCUGGUACGCCAAUGACACCUGGUACGCCAACGACACAUGGAAUACCAAUGACAGGUGGUAUGCCAACGACACGUGGAACUUCAACGACAGCUGGGCCAGCAACUACACCUUUGACUGGGAUGCCUACAUCAAUGACGAAGCAAACUACUAUUUCCUGGAGGGUGCCAAUGAUGCCCUGCUCUGUGGGAACAGCAGUGAUGCUGGGCACUGCCCUGAGGGUUACGAGUGCAUCAAGGCUGGGCGGAACCCCAACUACGGCUACACCAGCUAUGACACUUUCAGCUGGGCCUUCCUGGCUCUCUUCCGCCUCAUGACACAGGACUACUGGGAAAACCUCUUCCAGCUGACCCUUCGAGCGGCCGGCAAGACCUACAUGAUCUUCUUUGUGGUCAUCAUCUUCCUGGGCUCUUUCUACCUCAUCAAUCUGAUCCUGGCCGUGGUGGCCAUGGCGUAUGCCGAGCAGAACGAGGCCACCCUGGCUGAGGAUCAGGAGAAAGAGGAGGAGUUUCAGCAGAUGCUCGAGAAAUUAAAAAAGCACCAGGAGGAGUUAGAAAAGGCCAAGGCCACCCAGGCUCUGGAAGGUGUGGAGGCAGACGGGGACCCGGCUCACAGUCAGGCCUGCAAUGGCAGCCUGGACACAUCGCCAGGAGAGAAGGGGCCCCCGAGGCCGAGCUGCAGCGCAGACAGUGGUAUCUCUGAUGCUAUGGAGGAGCUGGAGGAGGCCCACCAGAAGUGCCCACCAUGGUGGUACAAGUGCGCACACAAAGUGCUCAUAUGGAACUGCUGCACCCCGUGGGUGAAGUUCAAGCAUAUCAUCUACCUGAUCGUCAUGGACCCCUUCGUGGACCUGGGCAUCACCAUCUGCAUCGUGCUCAACACCCUCUUCAUGGCCAUGGAGCACUACCCCAUGACGGAGCACUUCGACAACGUGCUUUCUGUGGGAAACCUGGUCUUCACAGGCAUCUUCACGGCUGAGAUGGUACUGAAGCUGAUCGCCAUGGACCCCUACGAGUAUUUCCAGCAGGGCUGGAACAUCUUCGACAGUUUCAUCGUCACCCUCAGCCUGGUGGAGCUGGGCCUGGCCAACGUGCAGGGGCUGUCUGUGCUCCGCUCCUUCCGACUGCUGCGGGUUUUCAAGCUGGCCAAGUCGUGGCCGACGCUCAACAUGCUCAUCAAAAUCAUCGGCAAUUCCGUGGGGGCGCUGGGCAACCUGACGCUGGUGCUGGCCAUCAUCGUGUUCAUCUUCGCCGUGGUGGGCAUGCAGCUAUUUGGCAAGAGUUACAAGGAGUGCGUGUGCAAGAUCGCUGCCGACUGCAGCCUGCCCCGCUGGCACAUGCACGAUUUCUUCCACUCCUUCCUCAUCGUCUUCCGCAUCCUGUGUGGGGAGUGGAUCGAGACCAUGUGGGAUUGCAUGGAGGUGGCUGGCCAGGCCAUGUGCCUCACCGUCUUCCUCAUGGUCAUGGUCAUCGGCAACCUGGUGGUUCUGAACCUGUUCCUGGCCCUCCUGCUGAGCUCCUUCAGUGCCGACAGCCUGGCGGCCUCAGACGAAGACGGCGAGAUGAACAACCUGCAGAUCGCCAUCGCGCGGAUCAAGUGGGGCAUCAGCUUCGCCAAGACCUUCCUCCUGGGGCUGCUGCACGGCAAGAUCCUGAGCCCCAAGGAGAUCAUUCUCAGCAUCGGGGAGCUUGGAGGCGCUGAGGAGGCUGGCGAGGCCGGGGAAGGUGCCCCCAAGGAUGAGAAGAAGGAGCCACCACCCGAGGAGGGGGACAAGGACCUGAAGAAGGACAAUCACAUCCUGAACCACAUGGGCCUGGUGGACGGCCCUCCCUCCAGCAUCGAGCUGGACCACCUCAACUUCAUCAACAACCCCUACUUGACCAUCCAGGUGCCCAUCGCCUCCGAGGAGUCUGACCUGGAGAUGCCCACUGAGGAGGAGACCGACACCUUCUCAGAGCCUGAGGAUGUCAAGAAGCCGCCGCAGCCCCUCUACGAUGGGAACUCCUCCGUCUGCAGCACGGCUGACUACAAGCCCCCCGAAGAGGACCCCGAGGAGCAGGCUGAGGAGGACCCCGAGGGGGAGCAGCCUGAGGAGUGCUUCACGGAGGCCUGUGUGCAGCGCUGCCCCUGCCUCUAUGUGGACAUCUCCCAGGGCCGCGGGAAGAUGUGGUGGACCCUCCGCAGGGCUUGCUUCAAGAUUGUUGAGCACAACUGGUUCGAGACCUUCAUUGUCUUCAUGAUCCUGCUCAGCAGUGGGGCCCUGGCCUUCGAGGACAUCUACAUCGAGCAGCGGCGGGUCAUCCGCACCAUCCUGGAAUAUGCUGACAAGGUCUUCACCUACAUCUUCAUCCUGGAGAUGCUGCUCAAGUGGGUGGCCUACGGCUUCAAGGUGUACUUCACCAACGCCUGGUGCUGGCUCGACUUCCUCAUCGUGGAUGUCUCCAUCAUCAGUCUGGUGGCCAACUGGCUGGGCUACUCAGAGCUGGGUCCCAUCAAAUCCCUGCGCACGCUGCGGGCCCUGCGUCCCCUGAGGGCACUGUCCCGAUUCGAGGGCAUGAGGGUGGUGGUGAACGCCCUCCUGGGCGCCAUCCCCUCCAUCAUGAACGUGCUGCUUGUCUGCCUCAUCUUCUGGCUCAUCUUUAGCAUCAUGGGUGUCAACUUGUUUGCUGGAAAGUUCUACUACUGCAUCAACACCACCACCUCAGAGAGGUUCGACAUCUCCGAGGUCAACAACAAGUCUGAAUGCGAAAGCCUCAUGCACACGGGCCAGGUUCGCUGGCUCAAUGUCAAGGUCAACUACGACAACGUGGGUCUGGGCUACCUCUCCCUCCUGCAGGUGGCCACCUUCAAGGGUUGGAUGGACAUCAUGUAUGCAGCUGUGGACUCCCGGGAGAAGGAGGAGCAGCCUCAGUACGAGGUGAACCUCUACAUGUACCUCUACUUCGUCAUCUUCAUCAUCUUCGGGUCCUUCUUCACGCUUAACCUCUUCAUCGGCGUCAUCAUCGACAACUUCAACCAGCAGAAAAAGAAGUUUGGAGGGAAAGACAUCUUCAUGACAGAGGAACAGAAGAAGUACUAUAACGCCAUGAAGAAGCUUGGCUCCAAGAAGCCCCAGAAGCCAAUUCCCCGGCCCCAGAACAAGAUCCAGGGCAUGGUGUAUGACUUCGUGACGAAGCAGGUGUUCGACAUCACCAUCAUGGUCCUCAUCUGCCUCAACAUGGUCACCAUGAUGGUGGAGACGGACGACCAGAGCCAGCUCAAGGUGGACAUCCUGUACAACAUCAACAUGGUCUUCAUCAUCAUCUUCACGGGGGAGUGCGUGCUCAAGAUGUUCGCCCUGCGCCAGUACUACUUCACCGUCGGCUGGAACAUCUUCGACUUCGUGGUGGUCAUCCUGUCCAUUGUGGGCCUCGCACUGUCGGACCUGAUCCAGAAAUACUUCGUGUCACCCACGCUGUUCCGUGUGAUCCGUCUGGCUCGGAUCGGGCGUGUCCUGCGGCUGAUCCGCGGAGCCAAGGGCAUCCGGACGCUGCUCUUCGCCCUCAUGAUGUCGCUGCCUGCCCUCUUCAACAUCGGCCUCCUCCUCUUCCUGGUCAUGUUCAUCUACUCCAUCUUCGGCAUGUCCAACUUUGCCUACGUCAAGAAGGAAUCGGGCAUUGACGACAUGUUCAACUUCGAGACCUUCGGCAACAGCAUCAUCUGCCUCUUUGAGAUCACCACGUCGGCUGGCUGGGAUGGGCUUCUGAACCCCAUCCUCAACAGUGGACCCCCGGACUGCGACCCCACGCUUGAGAACCCAGGCACCAGUGUCAGGGGCGACUGUGGCAACCCGUCCAUCGGCAUCUGCUUCUUCUGCAGCUACAUCAUCAUCUCCUUCCUCAUCGUGGUCAACAUGUACAUCGCCAUCAUCCUGGAGAAUUUCAACGUGGCCACCGAGGAGAGCAGCGAGCCCCUCGGCGAGGAUGACUUUGAGAUGUUCUAUGAGACCUGGGAGAAGUUUGACCCCGAUGCCACGCAGUUCAUCGACUACAGCCGCCUCUCGGACUUCGUGGACACUUUGCAGGAGCCGCUGAGGAUCGCCAAGCCCAACAAGAUCAAGCUCAUCACACUGGACCUGCCCAUGGUACCGGGGGACAAGAUCCACUGCCUGGACAUCCUCUUUGCCCUGACCAAAGAGGUGCUGGGCGACUCUGGGGAAAUGGACGCUCUCAAGCAGACCAUGGAGGAGAAGUUCAUGGCGGCCAACCCCUCCAAGGUCUCCUACGAGCCCAUCACCACCACCCUCAAGAGGAAGCACGAGGAGGUGUGCGCCAUCAAGAUCCAGAGGGCCUACCGCCGGCACCUGCUGCAGCGCUCUGUGAAGCAGGCCUCCUACAUGUACCGCCACAGCCAGGACGGCAGCGGGGACCGGGCCCCUGAGAAGGAGGGGCUCAUCGCCAGCACCAUGAGCAAGAUGUACGGCCCCGAGAACGGGAACAGCGCUGCGCAGAGCCAGGGGGAGGAGAAGAGCCCCUCAGGGGAGACGGGGCCCACCACCACGGGGCCCACCACCACCGGGCUCACGUCUGUCAGCCCCUCAGACACCACCCCGCCUACUCCUGUGAGCCCCUCAGAGGCCGCCCUGCCUUCCUCCCCGCCACCAGGGCAGACAGUGAGGCCAGGGGUCAAAGAGUCUCUCGUCUAGCAGGCAGCGUGGAGGUGGCCGGCGAGUGUUGGCAUAGGCCCAGAGCUCCCCCAAGGUGCCUGCGGGCCGAGUGACGGAGCUGGGCUUUGCAUCCAGGACUGCGUCCGGCUCCCUUUGGGGGGAUAGGAUUUGGCCAUGCUGGGGUUGACACUUAGGCCAGAGCAAGUGGGAGUGCAUUCGGGGCCCAGGAUGGGUGGAAGCCCCUACCUUGGUGAGUUCAUCUUCAAGUUGCUCUUACCUCCCCACGGGCCCCGCCACCCCUCCUCUUAGUCAGGGGGAGAUCAAUCUCAGAAUCUCUGUCCCUCACUUGGGGAGGAACCAGCCUACAAUGGAGGGCUUGGCUGCCCUCUUGUCACCAGAGUCUUAAGGGCUACUGGCCUCUCCCCAUGAAGUGGCCCAGGCCCCCCAGUUCCAGCCUGGGCAAAGAUGCCUUAACCUCAGUGAGUGUGGACGUCUGCCCCGCUGACUCUGGAUGCAGUUUCCUCUGCCAGCUCAGGAAUUCCAUUGGAAGAGGGAAAUGUUACUGGUCCAGAAAUUGCUCCACAAGCCCAGUUGGCCACUGGAUCCUGCUGCAUCAGGCUGGGAUUGUGACUCCUCAAAUCCUUCCCAUGGACAGCUUCCCUGGCUGGCCCCCAGGGGAAGAGCAGAAAGAAGGAUUCCACUUAGGAAUUGCCCUUUUCUCAGAAGAAUGAAUGGGUAGAACAGGCUGGGUCCUGCCAGCCAAGUCACCGCACUCGGUCUGAGUGUCCAGGCCUGGGUGGGCCGGGGACCCUGAUGCUCAGUACGAAGACUCUGUUCCUUCCCUCUCUCCCCUCCUGACACCUUCAUUAGGCCACCAGGGUGCCUUGUGCCCCAUCAAGUCUUGGAGAUCUCUCCUUCUCAUCUUCCCCCUGCCCAUCUCUUAUGCCCUCCUCCCCCUUCCCCACCUCCUUAAAGUGACCCUAAAAGAUGUCAAUCCUGGGGCCUGCAGCAGGGAAGGCUAACCCAGCUGGGACUCAACCUUCUGACCUCCUGCUGCCUGGAAAGCCAUUUCAGCUGGCACCAAAGACUGGACAUGGCUGCACUGGGCUCUGCUGUCUUCCGGAGAACAGAGGCUGGACCUGGAGGAGGGUGUGAGAGUCCUGCUCAGGGCUGUCAGGAUUCAGUCACUCGUAUGUGGGCCUCUGUGGCUGUGUCUGCCCGAGUGGGUAGUUGUAUGUGGGUUCUGUGGGUGACUGUGUGUGUGUGACUAUGUGUGUGUGACUCUGUGUGUGUGUGUGUGUGUGUGUGCGCGCGCGCCACUGCGGGGCCUGCCAGCAGAUUCAUGUGUGUCUGGGUAUCUUUGUGUGUGUGUGUCAGUGUGCCCUGGAGUGUCAGACUGGGUGUGAGUACAGCUGGUGUGCGUGCAUGUUUGUGUCUUCCGGCCUGUUCAUGUGAGUGCCUGGACGUGGGAGAGUGAACCUGUGCCACAAGGGUGUGAACACUUGUGGUAACACUUGCACAUUGGCCUAAGUUCAUCUUCUUUUCCUUCUUGUUUCUCAUACGCCAUUUGAUUAAAACUCAGGAAGCCGCCAAACCUCCAAAACGAGUUGUGUGUAUGCACGUGUCUAUGUGUGUGCAUGCGUGUACUCACAUGCGUGCGUGUCCACGGGCCAGUCUUCUCUGUUGUCUGCCCUGCCCACCCCAGCCUGCCGCCCUCCCUCAGCUCCCCUCUUCCCGGGCCUCUCAUUGUCACACCCAGGGCCUGUGUCUCCUCUGUGCAAGGACUCAAUUCCUUCCAUCUCUUUCUGUAGUGACUCUGCCUCUUCUUUCAGAAGGUUCUUCCAGGAGGGGGUCAGCUCCCCCUGCCCAGCACCUGCCCCUCUGUCUUCCCCUCGUGGGCCCCGAGCCUCAGGACUGUCCGAUUGGAUGUUCCCCGCAGACUCUGCACCCACUGCAGGGAGAGAGGAGAUGGGUGGGGUCUGGCCUCUCCCUGCUCGUGGCCCCUCCCCUGCAGACUGGCGCCCCUUCCCACCUGGUCCAGGUGGGAACUGGCCCCAAGCCAGCCCAGCAAAUGAGCUUCUUUGUACAGUUCCUACAAUAAACCC
This is a messenger RNA of Marmota monax (woodchuck), 7643 nucleotides long. RefSeq names its product sodium voltage-gated channel alpha subunit 4 (gene Scn4a). The coding region runs from base 1 to 5577 and encodes 1858 amino acids. The transcript has 24 exons. The record is from RefSeq and is a predicted model, not a curated record. Gene Ontology annotation, biological process: sodium ion transmembrane transport; membrane depolarization during action potential; neuronal action potential. Lineage: Eukaryota; Metazoa; Chordata; Mammalia; Rodentia; Sciuridae. Gene Ontology annotation, cellular component: axon; plasma membrane; voltage-gated sodium channel complex. Gene Ontology annotation, molecular function: voltage-gated sodium channel activity; protein binding.